This is a messenger RNA of Neogale vison (American mink), 3062 nucleotides long. It is a transcript of the gene RSBN1, whose product is annotated as round spermatid basic protein 1. Bases 1 to 2409 code for a protein of 802 amino acids. The record is from RefSeq and is a predicted model, not a curated record. The transcript has 7 exons. Lineage: Eukaryota; Metazoa; Chordata; Mammalia; Carnivora; Mustelidae. Gene Ontology annotation, cellular component: nucleus.
AUGUUCAGCUCCGGAGGAAGAACCGCCGAGAAGUGGAGGGCGGGGGAGAGACUCCAAUGCCCAGCGGGCCGUGCGCGGGCGGCGCUUGCGCGAAACGCGGACGGGGGGGCGGUCGGGCCAUUUAAAUGUGUGUUUGUGGGUGAAAUGGCUGCGCAGGUCGGAGCAGUGCGCGUAGUACGGGCGGUGGCGGCGCAGGAGGAGCCGGACAAAGAAGGGAAGGAGAAACCUCAUGUUGGGGUCUCGCCGCGGGGAGUGAAGCGGCAGCGCCGAGCGAGCAGUGGGGGGUCUCAGGAGAAGCGGGGGCGGCCGAGCCAGGACCCCCCUCUCGCUCCCCCUCACCGGCGGCGUCGCAGCCGCCAACAUCCCGGGCCGCUGCCGCCAACGAAUGCAGCCCCAACCGUCCCAGGCCCUGUUGAGCCUCUGCUCCUGCCGCCUCCGCCGCCACCUUCGCUGGCACCCGCCGGGCCCGCUGUCGCUGCCCCGCUCCCGGCCCCAGGCACCUCGGCCCUCUUCACCUUCUCUCCCUUGACGGUGAGCGCGGCCGGGCCCAAGCAUAAGGGCCACAAGGAGCGGCACAAGCACCAUCACCACCGCGGCUCCGAUGGUGACCCCAGCUCCUGCGUUCCUGCCGAUCUCAAGCACAAGGACAAGCAGGAAAACGGCGAGAGGACUGGAGGGGUGCCUCUGACCAAGGCCCCCAAGAGAGAAACGCCAGAUGAAAAUGGUAAAACCCAGAGAGCUGAUGAUUUUGUCUUGAAGAAAAUAAAGAAGAAAAAGAAAAAGAAACACCGAGAAGAUAUGCGAGGAAGACGCCUUAAAAUGUACAAUAAGGAAGUACAAACCGUCUGUGCUGGCCUGACCCGCAUCAGUAAGGAAAUCCUCACCCAAGGACAAAUAAAUAGCACUUCAGGAGUUAAUAAGGAGUCCUUCAGGUAUCUGAAAGAUGAACAGCUGUGCCGAUUAAAUUUGGGCAUGCAAGAAUAUCGGGUACCCCAGGGAGUACAAACACCUUUUAUGACUCACCAGGAACAUUCUAUUCGUAGAAAUUUCUUAAAAACAGGUACUAAAUUUAGCAACUUUAUUCAUGAGGAACACCAGUCCAAUGGUGGUGCACUUGUCCUUCAUGCUUACAUGGAUGAACUCUCAUUUUUGUCUCCAAUGGAGAUGGAGAGAUUUUCCGAGGAGUUUCUUGCUUUGACAUUCAGUGAAAAUGAGAAAAAUGCUGCUUACUAUGCUUUAGCAAUAGUGCAUGGAGCGGCUGCUUAUCUCCCAGACUUCUUGGACUACUUUGCUUUUAAUUUUCCCAACACUCCUGUGAAAAUGGAGAUUCUGGGCAAGAAAGAUAUUGAAACAACCACCAUUUCAAAUUUUCACACUCAGGUCAACAGGACAUACUGCUGUGGCACCUACCGAGCAGGUCCCAUGCGGCAGAUAAGUCUUGUUGGAGCAGUAGAUGAAGAAGUUGGUGAUUAUUUCCCAGAGUUCCUUGAUAUGUUAGAAGAAUCACCAUUUCUGAAAAUGACUUUGCCCUGGGGUACACUUUCCAGCCUCCGACUCCAGUGUAGGUCCCAGAGUGAUGAUGGGCCGAUCAUGUGGGUGAGGCCAGGAGAGCAGAUGAUCCCUACAGCAGAUAUGCCAAAGUCACCCUUCAAAAGACGACGAUCAAUGAAUGAAAUUAAAAAUCUCCAGUACCUACCUCGGACCAGUGAACCCCGUGAAGUCCUCUUUGAAGACAGGACAAGAGCUCAUGCUGACCAUGUAGGUCAGGGGUUUGACUGGCAGAGUACGGCUGCUGUUGGGGUUUUGAAAGCUGUACAGUUUGGUGAAUGGAGUGACCAACCUCGCAUAACCAAAGAUGUGAUUUGUUUUCAUGCUGAGGAUUUUACUGAUGUUGUACAGAGACUUCAGUUAGACCUUCAUGAACCCCCGGUUUCCCAGUGUGUACAGUGGGUGGAUGAAGCGAAACUAAACCAAAUGAGGCGGGAAGGCAUUCGCUACGCCAGAAUUCAGCUGUGUGACAAUGAUAUUUACUUCAUCCCUAGAAAUGUCAUUCAUCAGUUCAAAACCGUGUCAGCAGUGUGCAGCUUAGCUUGGCAUAUAAGGCUUAAACAGUACCACCCGGUUGUGGAAGCCACUCACAACACAGAAAGCAGUUCUAUGGUGGACUGUGAUUUAACCGGAAAGCAAGAAUUAGAAGUUGACUCGCAGUGUGUGAGGGUAAAAACUGAAUCCGAGGAAACAUGCAGAGAGAUGCAGCUUUUGACAACUGCUUCAUCAUCCUUCCCUUCAUCGGAACUUAAACUACAGCAAGAUCAGAUAACUCAGCCUAUUCCAGUUUUAAAGGUGGAAAGUAGACUGGACUCUGACCAGCAACACAAUCUACAGGAACAUUCGAGCACUCCUGUGUGAUAUGUACAUACUCAAACACAUUUUUUAACUUUUUUAAAUUUUGAUGUGAAGUUAUAGUUUUAUAACUGGCUUAAGUUAAGUUUUAUUGGAGAAAUCUUGCCUAUAAUUCUAUAAAGAGAAAUGACAUUCCACAAAUGUCAAGCAUAUCUUUUUUACACAGAUUAUGCAAAGUUAAGAGUUGUAUCUUAUCCCGUUAGUACAGUAUGUAAUAGUGGGUCUGCUGCUACUUUCUGUUUUAAGGUGUGAGGUAACAAUUCAAUCUCUUCUUCAAAUCAAACUGAGAAUUCUCGGGAAUAACAGAUUCUUAUUUGGUAAAUUAUUCACUUCCCUUAAUUUAAUCUUGCCUUGUCUCUUGCCAUAUUUGCUGUUUUUACGAUAGAAGAUCAGACUUAUGCUUUGGUACUUGUGUCUUUAUGACACAGAUUCAGUUUCUACAGUAAAGAUGGCAUAGGUUGCAAGAAAGAGUUCCUGCAUCUUGUACAUGGGCAAGUAAGUUCCAACCAUAAAGAACAGGUAGUUUCUAAGGAAAAUUCAGUGGCUCUCUGGUUUCUUAACAAAAGAGAAAGCACAGCACUUUCUGAUCCAAACUGUCUUUUUUGUAUCUGUUAUUUAAAGCCCAGUGGAUAUUUCAAUUAAAAAUAUCUAAAGAUGAA